This is a messenger RNA of Pezoporus flaviventris, 1414 nucleotides long. It is a transcript of the gene B4GALT3, whose product is annotated as beta-1,4-galactosyltransferase 3. NCBI's taxonomy places the organism in Eukaryota, Metazoa, Chordata, Aves, Psittaciformes, Psittacidae. The transcript has 6 exons. Bases 42 to 1382 code for a protein of 446 amino acids. Gene Ontology annotation, molecular function: glycosyltransferase activity. The record is from RefSeq and is a predicted model, not a curated record. Gene Ontology annotation, biological process: galactosylceramide biosynthetic process; carbohydrate metabolic process.
CGCGAUGCCGCCCGGCGCUCGGUGACGCGGCCCCCGCCGCCAUGCUCCGGCGGCUGCUGGAGCGGCCGCGCUCGCUGGCGCUGCUCGUCGGCUGCCAGUUCGCCUUCGUCGCUUACUUCUCGCUGGGCGGGUUCCGCAGCCUCACGUCCCUCUUCGGCCGCGCCGCGGGGCCCGUCUUCGACUACUCCCGCACGCACGAUGUCUACGCGAACCUCAGCCGGCUCCUGCCCAGGGAGCCCGCCCGGCCUGACCCCGCGCGGCCGCUGCCCUUCUGCCCCGAGCGCUCGCCCUUCCUCGUGGGGCCGCUGACGGUGACCUUCAGCCGGGUGCCGACGUUGGAGCAGAUCCAGGCCAAGAACCCGGCGGUGCGGGAGGGCGGCCGCUAUCAACCCCCCGGCUGCGAGCCCCGGUCCCGCACGGCCGUCAUCAUCCCGCACCGCAACCGCGAGACCCACCUGGGCCACCUCCUCUACUACCUGCACCCCUUCCUGCAGCGCCAGCAGCUCCAGUACGGCAUCUACGUGGUGCACCAGGCCGGUAACUCCACGUUCAACCGAGCGAAGCUGCUGAACGUGGGGGUGAAGGAGGCGUUGAAGGAUGAGGAAUGGGAUUGCCUCUUCCUGCACGACGUGGAUCUGAUCCCGGAGAACGAUCACAACCUCUACACGUGCGACCCUUGGAACCCCAAACACGUUUCCGUGGCCAUGAACAAGUUCGGAUACAGCCUGCCCUACCCCCAGUACUUUGGGGGGGUCUCAGCGCUCACCCCAGACCAAUACAUGAAGAUCAAUGGCUUCCCCAACGAGUACUGGGGCUGGGGCGGAGAGGACGACGACAUCGCCACCAGGGUGCGCCUGGCCGGGAUGAAGAUCGCCCGCCCGCCCGUCUCCAUCGGCCACUACAAGAUGGUGAAGCACAAGAGCGACAAAGGCAACGAGGAGAACCCCCACAGGUUCGACCUCUUGAUCCGCACGCAGCGGAUGUGGACGCAGGACGGGAUGAACUCGCUGAGCUACGUGCUGCUGGCCAAGCACCUCCACCCGCUCUACACCAACCUCACCGUGGACAUCGGCACGGACCCGCGCGCCGCCCGCCGCGCCCCGGCCCCCGGCCACGAGGGCCAGCGGCACCGGAGCAGCACCAGCCUCUUCCGUGAGGAGAUGCUGCGCAAACCCCCCCGGGACCCCAUAGCCUGGGGGGACCGAGGGCUUGUAUUGACCCCGCACCGGCCACCGGCACCCAACGGCACCCAACCGGCCUUGGGCAUCACCCAACGCAGCCCUAAGGGUGCUGGGGACGGUGGCACCGACGUGGUGGGGCAGGAUGAGGGCAUGGCAAUGGCCCGUGGGGACAACGGGAGCCUGGUGCAGGGCACCCCCUAACCCUGGCCCCCAUUGGACUCUGAGCACCAGGA